UGGCCACCAGCCUCGUUCGGAAGAAUGGAACAACGAAAGUCAGUACGAGAUACACUGAUUCAAAAUGUUGGAUUCUGUCCCAAAGAUGCACUAGGAUGGUUAUACGCAGCACGAGGAUACUACAAAAUUCACGACUACCAUGCCGUUAUAGAAUGCGUUACACCGGCUCUACGAAAUGAUCGAACAAAACGAGAAGCGCAGCAUCUUCUUGCGUUUAGUUUCUUACAUACUGGACAGGCGGAGGCGGCUGCAGGGGCUUUUUUCAAGUCGAUUAAUGCUGGGAAUGAUACUGAUUGGCAACCUUUGGUGGAGUUAUUGAUUGAGAAUGAUGGGUUGAAGCUAACGUGAUUGUUGGGCACAUCAUUGUAAAUAUAAUGUGAGUGAAUUCGGAUAGAUAAUUUUAUUGGCACCAAAAAGUUGUUAGUUUUGAGAGUAUAUUUUUCU
Molecule: messenger RNA, 444 nt
Organism: Spizellomyces punctatus DAOM BR117
Lineage: Eukaryota; Fungi; Chytridiomycota; Chytridiomycetes; Spizellomycetales; Spizellomycetaceae
Exons: 2
Coding region: 25-348 (107 amino acids)
Molecular function (GO): protein binding
Source: RefSeq, a predicted model, not a curated record